AUGAGAGACUACCCAGCUCUUCUAUACCAGCAGCUCUUUUUCUUCGCAAACAAGGUUAUCUCGUAUCAUGGAUCGCAGAUUGACUCAUACCAGAGACCAUCUAUGGCCGAGAAGAGAAGCGUCUGGUCUGGUCGGGAGCUCUCUGUGUGUGUGCGCAGCAGCGGCUGUUUUAUGUCAUUUACUAUUGAGAAGCGCUCGGAAGGUUUUAAGAAGCAAUAUACAGCAGUAGUUGGCCUCCAGAGCAGGCAGCACAGCACCGCAGACUCCUCCUCCAGCGCAGGGCUCCCUGAAGCCGCAGACAAGGGACACGCUGAGAGUGAAGCCGAGAAUCCGACAAGCCAAAGGCCAAAACGACGAAGUUGGGACGUUCGAAGGUCGAAGGUCGAAGUUCGACGAAGCGAAAGCGAAGACGAAGUGACGGUGACGCUAUGCUGA
Molecule: messenger RNA, 435 nt
Organism: Trichophyton benhamiae CBS 112371
Lineage: Eukaryota; Fungi; Ascomycota; Eurotiomycetes; Onygenales; Arthrodermataceae
Exons: 1
Coding region: 1-435 (144 amino acids)
Source: RefSeq, a predicted model, not a curated record